Pezoporus occidentalis (night parrot) is the source of this 630-nucleotide messenger RNA. RefSeq names its product avidin-like. The transcript is spliced from 5 exons. NCBI's taxonomy places the organism in Eukaryota, Metazoa, Chordata, Aves, Psittaciformes, Psittacidae. Bases 16 to 567 code for a protein of 183 amino acids. The record is from RefSeq and is a predicted model, not a curated record. Gene Ontology annotation, molecular function: biotin binding.
UCGCGGCUGCCGACGAUGAGCCGCCGCCUGCUCUGCACCCUCGCCGUGCCCACCGGGACAGCGCUGGCCGCGGGGAUGCAGAUCUUCUGCCAGGCAGAUGAAACCCCAGGUGGGGAAAAAGCCAGCAUGAAGGAGGCAAAGGCAACCAGCACCAAACAGCGGCUGGGCCAAAGGCAGAAACACUCCACAAGGAAGAGCAAGGUAUGUGACCUGAUUGGCUGGUGGGAGAAUGACCUGGGCUCAAAGAUGCUUGUGGACAAGGUUGACAGCCACGGCAUCUUCUCAGGCGAGUACCACACUGCAGUGUCCAGCACCCAAAAACCCAUCGAGCCAUCCCCCCUUGUUGGCACCCAGCACCUGGAUGAGGACGGGCUUUGCACCUUCGGAUUCACUGUCAACUGGAAGUUUUCUGACUCCACUGCUGUCUUUGUGGGCCAGUGCUUUGGUGAGGACAGAGGUGAGGAGGUCCUGCAGACCUCCUGGAUGCUGCGGGAGAAGGUUGACUCCCAACGCAAUGACUGGAAAGCCACAAGGGUGGGACGCAACACCUUCAAGAGGAUGGCCUGAGAGGAGGCUGGAGAGCCUUUGUACUUCAGACUUGGAGAGCCUGAGGCCCCUGAGCACCAGCAU